AUGGAUUAUUAUUUGUGUACAUCAUUUCGCGCUGCGAAGAUCCGAGCUGAUGGCGGCGCAGGCCCGCGUGGGCCUGAACGGUGUUUUGACUGGCAGCGGGAUGCGGAGUCCGAAGAAGGCUCGUUUCGGAGGGCGUCGUGCAGCUGCCUGGUCGUUCAUUGGCUGUGGGAUGUAUGCGAAUGCUUGUGGAACAAUGUCUCAGAGACGUCCACGAUGUUCUCGCUUAGCUGCCGGUGCUUCUUCAUCCUGGUCUUCCUUGAUAUUAUGAUGUUUGGAAGUUGCUACCUCGAAUGUCUGGUAUCCUUAUGCUUAUCCAGGUUCCAACUCCAGUUCGGUUGUUUCUGA
Prorocentrum cordatum is the source of this 345-nucleotide messenger RNA. The record is from the annotation of a GenBank genome assembly. NCBI's taxonomy places the organism in Eukaryota, Dinophyceae, Prorocentrales, Prorocentraceae.